GCGCUUGCCAAACAGUUGUCUCCGGGGCUCCCUAAGAGGCGGAGAACUUUGCAAGAGGGGUCUGUUUGCUGAGUAGAUGCCCGGUUAUCCAGAUGCCCCAACAUGCCUUUUGUGGACUGGUUCCUGUACCACUCAGUGGCUAUGUGGCUUCUCCUCCAGAGUUUCGUCCUGAUAGCCUUUUGCUUCCACUCGGCCACCACCUACCCCAAGGGCUGCUACCCUUCCAGCGAAGACGGCUUGAAAACCUUCCGUUGCAGCAAAGCUCAUCUGACCGUCGUCCCGAAGGACAUACCCAACGACACCAACAAGCUGUUCCUGGAUUACAAUCAGAUCUCCUUCCUGCCCAACGAUGCCUUCCACAACUUGCCGCUUCUGAUGGAACUCGACCUGUCUCACAAUGCCAUCAGCCGGGUGGAAGUCGGGGCUUUCCGGGGCUUGCCGGAAGGCCUACAUUCUUUGGACUUGUCCUCCAACAAGCUGGUGUCCGUCAACAAGGACGUUUUUAACCCGCUCAAAGCCAAAGCCAACCUGUCCGGCAACCCUUGGCUCUGCGACUGCACGCUCCAGCAACUCAUCGAGAGAGUAGAGCUGGUUGCCGGCACUUCCGACGGGAUUGUGUGCGAUGCGUCCGUGCGGAAGGAGCACAUCGGCAAGCCGUUCUUACAGCUGGUCGGGGACAUAGACUUCUGCAACAUCUACAAGAAGACCACCGACAUCGCCAUGCUGGUCACCAUGUUUGGCUGGUUUGCCAUGGUCAUCUCGUACCUGAUCUAUUACGUCCGGCAGAACCAAGAAGAUGCCCGGCGGCACCUAGAGUAUCUCAAGUCCUUGCCCAGCAAGCAGAAGAAGUCCGAGGAGUCUUCGACGAUUAGCACUGUGGUGUGACCAAAAAAAUAAAAACCCACCAGUCCGUUCCCCCACCCAGACUAUCCUGCCCACGUCCUCCCCCUUAAAAAUCAUAGAUCUGCUGGAAUAGAUGAGGAGGUUCUCCGUCUAAUUCUGGUGGGUCACGCUGGAACGCACAAUGGCUGAAGAGACUGUUAUUAAACGAAGAACAAAAAAAAAAA
Molecule: messenger RNA, 1067 nt
Organism: Heteronotia binoei (common prickly gecko)
Lineage: Eukaryota; Metazoa; Chordata; Lepidosauria; Squamata; Gekkonidae
Gene: LRRC3C
Product: leucine rich repeat containing 3C
Exons: 1
Coding region: 103-885 (260 amino acids)
Molecular function (GO): protein binding
Source: RefSeq, a predicted model, not a curated record